Triticum turgidum subsp. durum (durum wheat) is the source of this 726-nucleotide messenger RNA. The record is from the annotation of a GenBank genome assembly. NCBI's taxonomy places the organism in Eukaryota, Viridiplantae, Streptophyta, Magnoliopsida, Poales, Poaceae.
AUGGGCGCCUCCGCCUCCGUCCUAUCUCUUCCCGUGGCCGCCUCCUUCCCUGGCGCGGCCACCGCUAUCGCGGGCGCCGCCGGCUGCUUCGCGCUCGGCUACUUCCUCGCCCUCGCCCGCCUCCCCAUCCACGCCGCCGCCGCCCCCGACUCCGGCGACGACGAUUCCGAGGACGACUCGGACGAAGAUGAUGACGAAAAUUCCGGCCGCGCCCGGCCGGCGAAGCGAGCCGCCGGGCGGAAGCGGACCGGGCUCAGGCUGCUGUUCUGGUCCCGGAACGUGGUGACCAAGUCCGACUCCGCCAGGGAAGCCGAGAGGGCGCAGGCCCAGACCGCCUCCGCCCCCCUGGAGAUCGAGAACCUCGCCAAGAUAAUAGAGGAUUUCAAGAUGGUGCUUGUUGUGAGAAACGACCUGAAGAUGGGAAAGGGGAAAAUCGCUGCGCAAUGCAGCCAUGCAACACUGGGCUUGUUUAAAAAACUCCAGCAGAGAGCACCAAAGUCAUUACGAAGAUGGGAGAGGUGUGGCCAAGUUAAGGUGGUUGUGAAAGUAGAAAGCGAGGAAGAUAUGCUUGUUUUACAAGGGAGAGCAAAAUCUAUGAAUCUGCCAACUCACAUUACCAUUGAUGCUGGAAGAACACAGAUUGCACCUAAUUCCAGAACAGUCAUGGCUAUACUUGGGCCGGCUGACAUGGUUGACGAUGUCACUGGUGGUCUGAAGCUCUUAUAA